Messenger RNA from Staurois parvus, 651 nucleotides. The record is from the annotation of a GenBank genome assembly. Lineage: Eukaryota; Metazoa; Chordata; Amphibia; Anura; Ranidae.
AUGGAACAUUGUGAUUCUAAUGGUGCAUGUGUCAUGCCUGAUUCACCGAUAUCUUCCUACCACAGCACAGAUAAUCUCUAUGCAGAACUGCACCGUAGUGAAAGUGCCCAGGAGAAAAAUGUAAAAGAAGCUAGAACCAAAUGUAGAACCAUUGCAUCUUUGUUAACUGAUGCUCCAAAUCCCCACUCAAAGGGGGUUCUUAUGUUUAAGAAAAGACGGCAAAGAGCAAAGAAAUAUACACUUGUGAGUUACGGAAGUGUAGACGAAGAUCGUUACAUUGAAGACGAAGACGGUGUCCUUCCAACAAGUGAAUCAGAAUUUGAUGAGGAAGGCUUUUCUGAUGCACGUAGUCUAACAAACAAUUCUGAUUGGGACAGCACAUAUCUUGACAUUGAAAAGCCAAAGAUGGAACAUGAACAUCUGGAAGAAAAGGGUUUGAGUGAGGCAUCUGGCAAAGGUGCAGCAUUGUUUGAACUGCAAAGGCAAAGGUCAGAACAUGCUGUUGAAAAUAUUUCAGUACAAAACCCUCAGAUUUUUCAAAAAACUCCCAUUGCCCCUCCUCGGAAGUCAAUGGUCAAUGGAAAUGUGAACCAUCAGGUUAAUUUAGAAAGAAGCCAGCAGGCUCAAGGCUCAGAGAACAUAAAAGUGACA